Messenger RNA from Ornithodoros turicata, 6401 nucleotides. RefSeq names its product mothers against decapentaplegic homolog 4-like (gene Med). Gene Ontology annotation, biological process: regulation of transcription by RNA polymerase II; SMAD protein signal transduction; BMP signaling pathway. The record is from RefSeq and is a predicted model, not a curated record. The coding region runs from base 147 to 2150 and encodes 667 amino acids. Gene Ontology annotation, molecular function: I-SMAD binding; RNA polymerase II cis-regulatory region sequence-specific DNA binding; DNA-binding transcription factor activity, RNA polymerase II-specific. Gene Ontology annotation, cellular component: heteromeric SMAD protein complex. The transcript has 15 exons. Lineage: Eukaryota; Metazoa; Arthropoda; Arachnida; Ixodida; Argasidae.
UCUUUGGCAAAAGUGUCCUCCUGUGAUGGGUGUUUGUGUUGCCAAUUCAUACUAAGUGGAGGAGCUCGCACGCGGGCUUCAAAUUAAGCCUUAUCCGUGACAGCUUUUAUAUGCGAUAUUAUCGACGUGUGCAAACAUGAUCUUCUAUGUGCUUUGACGCCAUUUGCACAAUGGCUACAAUAUCAGCAAACGCUCCUACCUCGGCUGAUGCAUGCCUGAGCAUCGUUCAUAGCUUGAUGUGCCACAGGCAAGGUGGUGAAUCAGAGAGCUUCGCCAAACGUGCCAUUGAAAGCUUGGUGAAGAAACUGAAAGAGAAAAGGGAUGAGCUGGACAGCUUGAUCACUGCAAUCACAACGAACGGUGCCCACCCAAGCAAGUGUGUGACCAUACAGAGAACUUUGGAUGGCAGACUUCAGGUUGCAGGGCGAAAGGGUUUUCCGCACGUAAUUUACGCACGGAUCUGGAGGUGGCCCGAUCUGCAUAAAAACGAACUCAAACACGUCAAGUAUUGCCAGUUUGCGUUUGACUUGAAAUGUGACAGUGUCUGUGUGAACCCCUACCACUAUGAAAGGGUAGUGUCGCCAGGAAUUGAUCUCUCUGGACUGACACUGCAGCAUUCAGAAUCAUCCUGCGUAAUUCCCCAUCAAAGCGGUGACGUGUUUGGCAGUAGUGAUAGCCACUACGUCAAGAAUGAGUUUGCCGAUAUGGAUUGCGGUCCCAGUGGCUUGCAGCACGCCUCACAGACCAUACAACACCACCCAUCACAGGGACCCUCUUCAAAUGAUCCCUUUGGAAGGCAGUUGCAAAUGCUUUCACCAACAGGGGCAGGUCCCACAUCCCCCAAUGGCAGCAUGGCAAGUCAGUCGAGCCAGCCAUCUUCCUCCGCCGGACCCGUGGCAGUCUCGCGACCACAGAGUAGCCUUCAGCAACAGUCACCACAGCAGCAUGUCCCACCGCAGUCAAUGGGCAGCAUUCCCCCUACCUCAUCUGGGGUUUCGCUCGUGCAGUCACAGGCACAGAACGCAUUUUUCUCAUCAGUCCUCGACACACAGUCACUCAUUCAGCCACCUACCAGCACUUCGAGCAUAGACUCAUUUAGCUCACGUGAUGUCCCACCUACGCCUCCAGUGGACACAAGCAUCCAGCCACUGUCACCACAAGUACCUCAAAAUGGGCUAAAUGGGAUGAACCAGCAGCAACCUCUUCAGUCAUUUUCCAAUUCUGGAACUCCUGUGCCACUUGUUGCAGCACCUCCAACAUCGCGUCUGCUAGAAGUUAUGCGUGGAGGGACUUGGACAGGCAAUAGUACUCUUUCAUACACUCAGACAAUGGUGCCUCCAGGCAUAGUGGAUAACUCAUUAAGGCAGCAGCAUCCAGGAUACUGGCAACAUCCCAACCUUCUGCAACAAGAACUCCCUUUGCAAGGAGCACUAUCAAGUCAACCAGCUCCAGAGUAUUGGUGUUCAAUUGCAUACUUUGAACUGGACCAACAAGUCGGCGAGACUUUCAAGGUUCCUUCGUCAUUUUCUGGUGUCAUAAUAGACGGCUAUGUAGAUCCAUCUGGUGGAAAUCGGUUUUGCCUCGGUGCACUUUCCAAUGUACACAGAACAGAAAAGAGCGAGAAAGCAAGGCUGCACAUAGGGAAAGGAGUGCAGUUGGACUUAAGAGGAGAAGGGGACGUGUGGCUGCGGUGUUUGAGCGACCACAGCGUCUUCGUGCAGAGUUACUACUUAGACCGUGAGGCUGGUCGUGCUCCCGGCGAUGCUGUGCACAAAAUCUACCCAAGUGCCUACAUCAAGGUUUUUGACCUGCGCCAGUGUCACAGCCAAAUGCAGCAACAGGCUCAGACAGCUCAGGCUGCUGCUGCUGCUCAAGCUGCAGCUGUAGCAGGCCACAUUCCGGGACCAGCAUCAGUUGGAGGCAUUGCUCCUGCCAUCAGUCUCUCUGCGGCAGCUGGCAUUGGCGUGGAUGACUUAAGGCGCCUGUGCAUCCUCCGACUAAGCUUCGUUAAGGGUUGGGGCCCCGACUACCCACGCCAGACCAUCAAGGAAACACCAUGUUGGGUGGAGAUACAUUUGCACAGAGCUCUGCAGCUUCUCGACGAAGUUUUGCAUUCAAUGCCGAUUCACGACCCUCGGCCUCAUGACUGAAUAAAACACUUUUCGCUGUUGACACUUGCAACUGUAGUUUUAACUUAUAAGUCAUUAUUUUGUUGAUUUGAGCAACAGCUCUCCAUUUGUACCCCCUGGACCUUCGCAUGUUGUAAGUCUCUGUAAUGGUGCUAAAGGUGUAAGUACGCAUUGUGGUACAUAUGGCAGUGCAGGUUAGUCCUCGGCCCAAUAUUGGACCAGUAUUGGCAAUACCGGCGCAAUAUUGGUCCAGUCUUGGGCCUACAUUGCCAAUAUUGGGCCAACAUGUUGUGCUGCUUGUGUCCUUUAUGAAGAUUGUGUGAGUUGAAGUGCCAUGCAGCUGUGAAUUGAAAGAACGUAGCAUACGAACCACCGACACACGUGAGCCUCAGUACACAGAAAACGCAGAGUAGUAGUACAUUACUGUAAAAAGCAAUUGCAUGUGAUUUUUUUUUUUUUUUUUUCACUUUGGAUGCAUUGUUAAGGCAUACAUCUCUGAAGUUAUAUAAACUACAGCCAUUGCUUUAGAAACCAAGAAAAAUUUGCCAGAAAUUUGCUUUCAGAACUAAGAAAAAUGAGGAAACACACAUGCCUGCAUAUGAUGACACGCUUUCACAAACUCUUAAGUGGAAGUGAUAAUUCAAAAUGAAGUAUGUGUAUUCUCUCGAUUGUUAUUGCAUCACUACGCUACUUGACCUUCAUGUUUCAGGUGUUGUGCUGAAGAUAAGUCAUUGUUAGUAAGCUGUUAUUUAUAUUUUAUGGAGAUUUGAUGUUUGAUUACGUUUACUGAGUUUACUGUGAUUGUAGUGUGAAGGCUACAUAGCAUUUGUUACUGUGCUAUGUUUAGAAUGCAGCUUACGCUGUUCUGAACUGCCUACCUAGGAUUUUUGAAAGCGUAAAUAGAUUGUAUAUUGUGUACAGAAAUGUGUAGAGCAGAGGGAGAGAAUAUGCAUUGUCAUGCAAUGCUAAGGAGAUAUGCAGAGUCAGUCACACAUAGGAAGGAAUAUGCAAAGAAUAGGUCCAAGAGCACACAGUCUAUGCUUGCACAGUUUUUGAAGCUGCAUUUGUCUGGACAUUGAGUCCGGUACCUGUAAUCCCAUUUGUGGCACAAUUGGUAUGUUCUGCUUUAUACCCUGUUGCUAUUUUAGUUUGCCGUCUUUUUCUGUUCUUUGAAUUGUGUGGAAUUUUGUGUAAUUAUCUCACCAGGACUGGUGUGUCUACCAAUUACUAAGGCCCUUUGACUUUUCCAUGAACAUGCGCGGAAUCUAGAAUGUAUCUCGGAAUUUGGGGUCUUGUAUGUAAUUUCACGGAACUAUGAAUCUUGCGAAGUAAGACAGGGAGUACAGACAAACUAUGAAUCUUAACCGAGGAACAAAGCUUUGGUGCCAGAGAUGGACGUACAGCUCGAAGUACAGUUAACUUGAACGCGCCUCCGACCUGCGGAGCAGGAAGAGAGUCACCCUAGCGGCACUUAGGCAAAGUGAAGGGAAAGUGUGUUUAGACUGUUCCCCUUGUGCUGCGGGGGUGUCCGCCUUGCCGUGAGCUGUUGACUCGGCACUGCAUUACCAUUGCAUCCUUGCGAUAUCGGCCAGCAUACACCUCUACAUAAUCGCCGCAAAACCAAGCAAACGUCGUGAUGAUACCAACAGCUGACGGUAAUGUGAUGCCGAGUCAACAGCUCAUGGCAAGUCGGACACCCCUGCAGCACAACUGGAACAGUCGAAGUACUCUCUUUCUUUAUUUCUAAUGAGCGCCGCUAGGGUGGCUCUCUUCACGCUCCACAGGUCUUAGGCGCGUUCAAGUUAACUCUGUUUGAAGCUGUACCUACGGCUCAUAGCCUCCUUUCUUGCACCACCUAACUGAGAGGAAAAUAAACGUGUAGCAUGCAUCUUAUGUUAGCAACACUGGUUAAGCUCACAUAUCCCUGUCUUUACUACUACUGUUUUGCUCCGAUUGGCGAUAUCCCAUCUGGAGUGUCCCUCAAUGCACGGUGGCUAAACGUUCCCACUUGAGAAAAGAAGGGUGCAAAGGUUAGUAUGAUACUGAGGACUUUUAUUAAGGCGCCUGAUUAUCUGCCGUUACAGUGUUAAGCAUGUCAUGCUAGUGUUAAAACAGCACAAAGCACCAUGUGGUGCUUAGCUACAACUGUAUUUUGGAUUUGUAGACACCUUAAUUCUAUGUUAUGCAAGUUGAUAAGAGAUUUUGUAUUUGUAUGUCUCCAUCAGCCUAGAUGCGCAAGCACUUGCCGCGGAAAAUUGCAGAAUUUAUGAUUCCCUGCUGCAGAAUUUGAGAUUUGCCACGACAGAAAAAUCACGGCCUUACCUAUUACUGAAUGAUGUGGUUUGACUUGUGCAUUGUUUUCUUAGUACACCCCGAGUUUACCUAAUGCACAAAAUAUUGCAUGCAGGUGGAAUUCAAUUCUUCAACUUCAGUUGCGUAGAAAAUCUGACGGUGUUGUUGCAAGUUUAUGGCAGUCAUUGCCAUGUGCGUGCUGUAUGAAGCCAUCCUCGUUAACUCUCCAAUCUUGACACAAAUUUUAUGCAUGUACAGCAGUUUUAAGUGUGCACUGUUAUCAUUACCUAACAUAACAUCACAAAAGAACCCCGUUUCUCCAAGGAAGGUGCAGUGUCAGUGUUGAGUAGGUCUACUGUUGUAAAUGAAUCAAUUAGUACCUAGUGUGUUGUUAUAAUUUCUUUUUCUUUUCCUUUAUAUGAUAUUCUGCAGUACGUUCCGUAAUGUUCCAUGAUAUCACUUUACAUGUAAGUGGACCCAGUAAUGUACUAGUUCGUUGUGGUUAGGAGGUAUUGGGAAGUUUUGGCUACGUUACUUGACUCAGUUUCGAUGGCUGGGUCUGUGCCCCCUGUCUGAGUUGGUAACAGUUUUCUCACUAGGAAAGUGCUCAUCUAAAGGGAAUUUUUAGCUUGUGACAGAGGUACUUCCUGAAUUGAGGCUUCUCAUGAUAAUAACACUAAACAAAAAUUAUCCUGAAGUCACCGUAUGAACACAGCAUGCUAACUUGCAAGCUGCUAAUUUAAUGGGCAACCCCAUACAGAAAUGAAAGGGAUGUAAUGCUAUAGGAGCAGAUAUAGCAGUGAAAGGUGCAUGGAGCAAAUAGUGCCAUACGUUAUUACGCAUUAUGCUAGAAUCUACUGCAAAAUCUAUGAGAGAGAAUCUAUUACAAAAUUGUUAGCCACACAGAAACACUGAUACUAGCAGUCCAUUUUUGGACAGGCCACAUGUUUCGAGUGCAUUCAUGCUCAGACACAUCUAAGGGCGCCCAUGUCCUUGAAGGCAAGCACACAGCACAAGGUAGACUGCCCGUUUCAACUGGCAGUAAACGUGCUGUGUGCUUGUUUGUUUCUGACAAAGGCAUGAGUGACUUGAACCAACUUCUGCUCUGUUCUUCUUGAUUACGUCAAAGAUGUAUUGAUCUUUUAUCUCCCAAGUUAAUCAGAAAUUGUGCAUGACACAAGGUUCCCUGUUAGUGUGAAUUGGAGUGCUGUGAACUACAUUGUACACUUUGUAAUAAUUGCCAUUCAGUGGCAUUUGAUGUAAAUACCAUUUAUUUACAUGUUACUGGCCGUAUCGUACUACUGGUCAUGAAAUGCCUUGUUCAAGUAGCGAGUAGUAGCAUGAUGAUGGGUAGUUAAUUUCACACAUUGUCCCUAACCAGAGCUUCCUUCAUGUCUCCUGCAGAGCCGUUCUGGUCUUCUGUCUCAACAUAUUUUGAGGUACACUCUUCGGUAUUGAUCAACAAGAGUUUCAUCACAAAUUUGACCGAUAGAAAUUCACAUAUUCUGGAUGCUGGGAAGUACCGUUAGUAUAGGCGUGUUUGUACAAGCUUUGCAGGCUUUGUCAAUGAAUGGCAUCAUGACUUACUCAGUGUGUUCGGACAAUGUAUCCAGAGGAACAGGCUAAGACGUUGACAGGAUGCUGCUGCAGACUUUGUGGUGUGGCACACAAUAAUUUUUCUUCGCUUGCAUUCUGCAUAUCUGUCUUUCUUAAGGGCUGUAUAUGUUGUUUGUAGCUUGUGAAAUUGCCUCUGUUUCCCUUUUGUUACCAUUCCAUCUACGAGAUCAAGACAAUACUUAUCAGCGAUUUUGUGUUAAUUGUCGCAAGAAAUAUAAAAAAAUAUUGAUUUUGCACUGUGCUAGCUUCCUUUUUUUCUUGAAUAUUGAUAUGGACGCACACAUAUAUUUUUUGGUGGUAGGGUAACAUUUUACAAGAAGGAAUUGCUUGUACAACAGUAAAUAUUCUAGCCUCACAAUGUAG